CAGAAAUGUUAAGAUAAGGGGCAAACCAUCGUUCCGUAUUUCACUUAUAUGAUUCGAUUUCAAGUCAUAGAGAAGGUGUUUUGAACAUGGAAACAUAUGUGUUUGCAUUUCUUAUUGUUUGCACAGCAGUAACACUUUCAGAAGCCUGUGAUAAUGGUUGGGUUCCAUUUGGCAGUUCGUGCUAUAAAUACUUCACUGACAGAAAAACCUGGUCUCAGGCAAAGACUUAUUGUGAAUCCCAAAAGAGUCACUUGACAAUUGUGAUGAGUACCGAAGAGAACAACUUCUUGAAAGCAGAACUAAGAAAGCAUCAUCUAGAUAAACUUGAUCAAGUAUGGAUGGACGGUGAUGAUUUGAAAGUAGAAGGCAGUUUUGUCUGGGCGAAUACUGGCGAAGAAUUUGAAAUAACGGAUUGGGGACCCAAUGAACCAAACCAAAAUGGCGGUAACGAACAUUGUUUGACAUUUUUUGCACACUACAACUUCCAAUGGAACGAUGAACACUGUGACAGUACAUUUGGAUUUCUCUGCGAAAAAGAAUCCAGUCAAAUCAUUGGAUAACCUGUAUAAUACAUCAUCAACUACAAGAAAAUAUGUAUUUUCUUUCUCUGAAAUAAAGACAUGACGCUUAAA
Ruditapes philippinarum (Manila clam) is the source of this 632-nucleotide messenger RNA. Its product is annotated as lectin-like. The transcript has 6 exons. The coding region runs from base 87 to 560 and encodes 157 amino acids. The record is from RefSeq and is a predicted model, not a curated record. Lineage: Eukaryota; Metazoa; Mollusca; Bivalvia; Venerida; Veneridae. Gene Ontology annotation, molecular function: signaling receptor activity.